AUGUUGCUGCUACCGCGAGCAAGAUGCUUAGAUUUGUUGGGGAAGACCCACUUUCCGUCCGUGGGCAUCGAGCAGCUGAAGCAAAUCCACGCACAGAUGAUCGUAAGUGGCGCCCUCCGCCGGGACAGCGCCGUCGGUAGGCUGAUCGAACGCUACGCCGGGGUUUCAGCUCCAGAGGGCAUGAAUUUCGCCCAUCUAGCUUUCCGCUACCAUGCCAGGGAGGCCGACGUGUUCACCUGGAACGUCAUGAUCCGGCGCAGCCCUCCGCAAGAAGCUAUCUUGCUCUACGCCCGUCUCGGUGCCCGCAGCGGCGGCGGCGGUGGCGCGCCGGCGCCGGACGAUCGAACGCUCAUUUACGUCCUCGGCGCGUGCGCCCGCUCUGCUGGCCUGCGAGAGGGGAUGCAAGUUCACGCCCAGAUCGUGAAGACCCGGCCGCCGGAGGCCAUGGAUGUGGCGGUCCUCACGACAGGGGUCCAUUUCUACGGGAGUCUCGGGGAGAUCGACUCUGCCCGGCAGCUGUUCGACGAAAUGCCGAGAAGGAGCAGCGCAACGUGGAACGCCCUGAUGGCCGGGUGCUGCCUCGGGGGGGGGGCUGCCGAAGCGGCGGCGUUGUUCAGAGACCUGCUUCUCGAUGAGGGGGGCACGAGGCCGACGGAGAGGACGAUGGUGGUGAUGCUCUCCGCCUGCGCCCGGCUCGGCGAGCUGGCUCUAGGGAGCUCGAUCCAUGGCCACAUAUUGAAGGCCAUCUCCAUCCAAGACGAUGCCUUCAUCGGCACUGGGCUGGUGGAUAUGUACUCGAAAUGCGGGUGCCUGAGCAGCGCGCAGAUGAUUUUUGCGGAAACCAGAGAGAAGAACGUCUUGACCUGGACGGUCAUGACGGCGGCACUCGCCUUCCACGGCCGAGGAGAGGCGGCCAUCGAGCUGCUUGACGCGAUGCUCGCCGAGGGUGUAUCCCCCAAUGCCGUAACCUUCACCUGCCUGCUAUCCGCUUGCUGCCACGCAGGGCUGGUGAACGAAGGCCUGCACCUGUUCGAGACCAUGACCCGCAGGUUUGGCGUCGCGCCGAGCGUCCAGCACUACGGCUGCGUGGUGGACCUUCUCGCUCGGGUGGGCAUGGUGGAGGAGGCCCUUCGGUUCGUCACAGACAUGCCGAUGGCGCCGGACGCCGUGCUGUGGAGGACGUUGCUGUGUGCCUGCAAGGUCUACGGCCGCAGCGCGCUUGGGGAGGAGAUUGGGAGGAAGCUACUGCAGCUGGAGAGGGGACCCGAUGGGCCCCCAUGCGGCGCCGCCGCUGCAUGCGAGGACUACAUCGCCUUGUCGAACAUAUAUGCCGCCGGCGGGAUGUGGGGAGACGUGUUGAGGCUGAGGGAGGCGAUGAAGCGCGACGGCGUACAGAACAAACCCGGGAGCAGCUCUCUACAGAUAAAACCCGGAGCCCCUUGUGGGCAGGUGAAGCUCCUCCGCUGA
This is a messenger RNA of Spirodela intermedia, 1467 nucleotides long. The record is from the annotation of a GenBank genome assembly. NCBI's taxonomy places the organism in Eukaryota, Viridiplantae, Streptophyta, Magnoliopsida, Alismatales, Araceae.